UUAGGGUUUCAGUUCGGGCAGUAUGUUUUCUUGCUUCAUGACCAUCGCCAUGGCUUCUCCUCACGCUUGAUCCAUGCUCCAUUUGCUGCUGCCCGUCUUAUAUGGGGAUUCUGUAGUUCCUUAAUCCUAAAUUACACGCCUCUUGUUUUUUCGGCCCUCGGUUUUGAGCCUCAUGAAAAGAAAUUCCAGGGUUUAUCAACAGGAUUUUUCUUUCUCGAUCGUUUGGAAUUUUUCUCACAGGCGGUUUCAUUUCUGAGUUUCUUUUGGAUUCUUCUUGCAAUGCUAUAUACAGUGCCUUUUUUGAAAUAAAUUACGGCCUAUUUUGGUUCAAUUUUGUUGGAAGUCCGGGGAGAAGUGAAGUUCCGCUCCUUCUAUUCGCGGGAAAAGAGUUGUUUGCGAAGAGAUUGGUGUUUUGAACGAGAAAAACGCAAGCGGAAGGUUCUCCUGCUUGCGAGUGUACGAAAAACGAGGCUCCGUGAGGUUUGAGUUGGACCGAGUGAUAGGGUUUUCAUUCAUUUAAGCAGUACGGGGUUCGUUUUACGAAUAUCUUUGAGAGGGCGUGAUGGUGAGAGUAACAGCAGAUUUGAUUUUGCGCUCGCCUCAAUACUUCAAUGCUGUUCGAGAAAGGGAGCUCGAUCUUCGCGGGAAUAAGAUUGGAGUUAUAGAAAAUCUCGGAGCCACAGAGGAUCAAUACGCGAGCAUUGAUUUAUCCGACAACGAGAUCGUGAAGCUUGAGGGCUUUCCACAUCUGAAACGUCUUACUACUCUGCUUCUGAACAACAAUAGGAUAGCACGCAUCAACCCCAAUAUCGGAGCGGCAUUGCCAAAGCUGGAGACAUUGGUGCUUACAAACAAUCGGCUCUCAAAUCUGGUGGACCUUGACCAUCUCGCGACACUUGGGAAUCUGCUGAAUCUGUGCCUGCUGGAUAACGUUGUGACGAAGAGGCCAAACUACCGGUUGCAUCUGAUACACAAGCUACCCAAGCUCCGACUUCUCGACUUCAAGAAAGUGAAGCUAAAGGAGAGGCAAGAAGCUAAGAAACUAUUUGCAACUGAAAAUGGUGCUCCUGCCAAAGCUCCACCUCCUCCCCCAGCUAAGACUUUUGUACCUGGAGAAAUUCCCAGUGAGGAUUCUCUUGAGGCUACCCCUGUCGAAGUGGAGGAACCUUCUCGAAAAGGACCAACUCCAGAGCAAAUUAUAGCUAUCAAGACCGCUAUUGCAAAUUCUCAGACGCUUGAAGAGGUCGCCAGGCUUGAAAAGGCUCUAAAGCUUGGGCAGUUGCCCUCUGACAUUGUGCUUCCCGGAGAAGAUGGUUCACGAAAAUCUACGACAGAUUCAAACAUUGACGUUCCUCCAAGUACCCAGCAAUCAGAAGAGAUCACGGCAAUGGAGGAGGAAUGAGUGACGGAGAUUCUUGUAGAUGUUGAUGUACGAAGGUCAUGCCCCCUUACGAGCAAACUUCUGUGGGUAGCUAGAUCCACCUCACUUCUCAUUGGGUGAUGUUGGUGCAUCGUCUUGCCGUAGACUGAACCAUGAGUAAUUGUUUGGAUCGAGAUGAUGAGUGUUGAUGAGUGUUGCAUUUUAAACGGAAAAAUGUUCACGGAAGGCUCGCCUCUUUGGUACCUUCGAAUUAUCAGUUGUAGAGACUUAAAAAAAUAGAAGGCAUUAGGAUAAUUAGAGUUGACAUGGGGCUUUUCCCUGCUAGCGGUGUUACUUUAUAUCACUCACUAGCAAUUACAAUACGGUCAAAAGCAUAAUGUCUCUCUAGUUUUUGGUGUACACAUUUCUAAAACACUUCAGCUAGGAUGGUCUCCAUCUCAAGAUAUUCGUUGAUGAUAAUGAUGUAGUUCUCUUUCACACAUUUUCAUCAACUGUCCAUGUUCCAGUAGGGGCUUCUUGUUCACGUAUGCAAUGAGAGCACACGUAAUCUUUCUGAUUGUAGGACACGGAAGAUUGGAGGUAUUUAUUUAAGGUGCAAAGACUGAUUUGGA
This is a messenger RNA of Physcomitrium patens, 1992 nucleotides long. Its product is annotated as U2 small nuclear ribonucleoprotein A'. Gene Ontology annotation, biological process: mRNA splicing, via spliceosome. The record is from RefSeq and is a predicted model, not a curated record. Gene Ontology annotation, molecular function: protein binding; U2 snRNA binding. NCBI's taxonomy places the organism in Eukaryota, Viridiplantae, Streptophyta, Bryopsida, Funariales, Funariaceae.